Molecule: messenger RNA, 690 nt
Organism: Polypterus senegalus (gray bichir)
Lineage: Eukaryota; Metazoa; Chordata; Cladistia; Polypteriformes; Polypteridae
Product: fatty acid-binding protein 1, liver-like
Exons: 4
Coding region: 270-653 (127 amino acids)
Biological process (GO): fatty acid transport
Cellular component (GO): nucleus; cytosol
Molecular function (GO): fatty acid binding
Source: RefSeq, a predicted model, not a curated record
AUGUAACUGUUUACUGACUGCAUCAUGCAGCUCGAUUUUUAGAUAAAUGGGAUUUUUCAUGUCUCUUGCUCUUGUUCAUGCAUAUAGAUUUUUUUUUAUUACUUGCCUUUCUUCAGUAAAAUGUUAAUGAUCACAUAGCAGGUUGUAAAGCAGUCCUUCUGGGUAAUUAUAGACAAGUUGCUCAAUGUUAUUAGACUGGGUAUAAAACCACAAAUGCCUUCUUGCUCUUUCAUCUCCGCUGUGAACACUGCACGUGGAUCAACUGCACAAUGGCUUUCAGUGGAAAAUAUGAGCUUGAAUCACAUGAAAACUUUGAGCCAUUCAUGAAAGCAAUUGGUCUCCCUGAUGAAAUGAUUGAGAAGGGUAAGGAGGCAAAGAGCAUCUCUGAAAUUGUUCAGAAUGGCAAUUCUUUCAAGGUCACUGUAACAACAGGCACUAAAGUAUUGGUCAAUGAAUUCACUAUUGGAGAAGAAGCAGAACUGCAGACCCCAACAGGAGAGAAGAUCAAGGGUGUUGUCACAAAGGAGGGGGAAAAUAAGUUAAAAGUAAACUUAAAAGGAAUUGAAUCUGUGACCGAAUUAUGUGGAGACAAGAUCAUUAAUACUAUGACUGUCAGAGGAAUUGCAUACAAGAGAAUCAGCAAAAGGAUUUAAGUCAACUAUAUAAAACAACUAUUUCAUUAAAGGCUGC